Messenger RNA from Gekko japonicus, 1183 nucleotides. Its product is annotated as interleukin-36 receptor antagonist protein-like. Gene Ontology annotation, molecular function: cytokine activity; interleukin-1 receptor binding. The coding region runs from base 221 to 754 and encodes 177 amino acids. Gene Ontology annotation, biological process: inflammatory response to antigenic stimulus; cellular response to lipopolysaccharide; cytokine-mediated signaling pathway. The record is from RefSeq and is a predicted model, not a curated record. Lineage: Eukaryota; Metazoa; Chordata; Lepidosauria; Squamata; Gekkonidae. The transcript has 5 exons.
AGGAAAGCCGAGAGAAAGAACCUUCAGGCCAAGGCACAAGACUUGUCAUUCCAUCCAGGUACUGUCUCUUCAGCUUCCUGCUUCCUUUCUGGAUCUUAUUUUCUUCAUGCUAGAUUGAAGUUCCUCCCAAGAUUUGAACUGCAACUGCAGACGAGGCAACGAAUACAGUACCCUGAACUGAUCCUAGAGAAGAAUACAGAAUACAGAAGAGGCUGCAAAGAUGGCGCAUGGAAGGAAGACUGUGGACCAGGAAAUGGCAGACUUAUUCCAUAACUUUGGGAAGACAGGAGAAAUGGGGAUUACAGCUCUAGAAGAACCCUGGCUCUACAAAAUUUGGGACACCAACCAGAAAUUCCUUUUCCUACAGAAUGGCUUAUUACAAGCAGCUCCACUAAAUUCCAAUUCAGAAGAUCAGGUAAUUGCCGUGGUUCCAAAUCAAAUCCUAGACCAAAGUAAGAGACCUAUCUUUAUGGGCACCAAAGAUGGGAAACACGUUCUGAAUGUGCAGUCAGGUGAUCGACCUCAGCUACAGUUAGCGGGAAAAGAUAUUAUGGGCCUUUAUAAGAACAAGGAGGAAGCCAAGGAGUUCACUUUCUACAACCAGACCAAAGGCAGUGAAGUAACUUGCAGCUUUGAAUCAGCAGCUUCCCCCGGUUGGUUCCUCAGCACUGCUUCUGAGCCAAACAAGCCUCUUGGUUUGAGUCAGGGAGGGGGUUCUGAUAUCACCCUUUUUUAUAUUGAAAGAAAACCUUAACCAGAAUAGCUCAAAGAUGUUACCCUUGCUGAAGAGCAAGCAGUUAAUACCCAUUAGUGUGUCUUUCCUAAUUUAGUCUGAUACCGGCUUUAUAGCUUUUGCUUUAAAAUCUGGGAGAUCGGUGGUGGUUAGGUGAGGUGUGAGUGGACAUGUGGACAGUGACCUGCUUGAACCAAACCCAAAAUAUGGCCCACUUAAGCAAGCAGGAGCAGCAUGUGCCUUGCGCCACAACAUUCCGAGGAAACGUUUACAGCUGAUUAAAGCUGUUGUUGCGAAGGGUUCAGAUUCGUUAUCACAACGAAGGGAGUGAAGGAUAACACCCACGGGAUUGUCACACCUGGCCAGCAAGAGAAUGCUACAAUCAGCUGCAAUUGAUAAUGUAAUUGGUAAUGUAAUCAUUGCAUAUUGGUUCAGUAAAGGAACGCCAGU